AUCGAAUGAAAAAGUGGUUUUCUUCCGCUAAACGGAAGCAAAAAUCUGCAACAAUCAACGGGUUAGCCAAAGUAAUCACGCUAUAAAAUGCAACUCUGUUCACAUUUUGCGUCAGUUCACAAUAGAAGGAGUCAACAUGCAGAUCUUCUUGACCGUCAUCUUAUUGUCUGGUGCCAGCCUUUUGAAGGCCGAGAGUAUUCAUGAGACUGCCACGAGGUAUCCCAGUGAUCAAGGAUCCUUGUAUGAUCCCACCCCUGUUCCCGAAUAUCCAGAGUAUCCUCCUCAAACCACUGAAGCUCCUCGGUAUCCUCAACCUCAAUACCCUGCCCCUCAACCUCAAUACCCUGCCCCUCAACCUCAAUACCCCGCCCCUCAACCGAAGUAUCCCACUACACCUCGUCCCACGUAUCCUACCACCCAGGCUCCAAAAUACUCUCCCCCUGAGCCCAAAUAUAAUCAACCCAAAUAUCCUCAGCCUCCACCCAAAUACCCGAUUCGAUAUGAGCAGGCCAAGCCUGAAUAUGGUUAUGUCCAAGGCUACAAGCUCGUGGCUGUUCCAAUUUAUGCUCAUUAAUUAUGACAAGUUUGACACUUUGUCCCAAUAAAUUCAGACCAACACUCCACCUUGAUUCCCAAAGAUCCUUCUUUACUUCAACAUUUUGGUACCAGAAAAGCAUCCUACAAUAAGUUCGUGUUUUGUCUGAACCGAAUAGAAAUUUUUGAUUGUUAUGAUGAUUUCUUCUCUUCCCGAAGCAACCACGCCUUUUAUAGCGUCUCACUUCCUUAAAAUUAGAAUUGCUAUUUCUCACUCACAAGAGGUAAACAUGAUUCAUAGUGGUAUUAUGAGAUUCAAACCGUAAGUUAAUAU
Molecule: messenger RNA, 868 nt
Organism: Tigriopus californicus
Lineage: Eukaryota; Metazoa; Arthropoda; Copepoda; Harpacticoida; Harpacticidae
Product: nematocyst expressed protein 4-like
Exons: 2
Coding region: 137-574 (145 amino acids)
Source: RefSeq, a predicted model, not a curated record